This is a messenger RNA of Neltuma alba, 2322 nucleotides long. RefSeq lists its product as uncharacterized. The record is from RefSeq and is a predicted model, not a curated record. Bases 334 to 2304 code for a protein of 656 amino acids. Lineage: Eukaryota; Viridiplantae; Streptophyta; Magnoliopsida; Fabales; Fabaceae. The transcript is spliced from 7 exons.
GCUUCGAUCUUUCUUCAAUACUCUCUCGAUUUUCCAUUGUCACCAUCACCACUGUAACCCUAGCACUUGCUCCUCAUCUUCCUUGCCCUUCUUCUUCCAUCCUCUGCAAUCACUCCGGCAGCAUUGUACUUUCAAUUCUUCUUCUCCACCGGCACCGGAAAAUGGAGGAUAAUCCCCCGCCGGAGGGCGUGAUUUUGUUUUAUGCUGGAGUUAUAGUUGGCGGUGAGAGGAUGGUAUUGUUUGAACCAUCUUGUAUUUUAUAAGCGCCGUCGUUCUUUGGAACGGGUGUUGGAUUGGGGUGGGUGGAUCGUGUUCGGUUUGGUUUUGUUGAUCAUGGCGAAAGGAGGGCAAUGCUUCGAGAAGACUCGCAGGUGCUUUCGGACGGUUUUCUUCAUGGUGGCGAUGUUGGUGUCGCUGCUUGUCACGUCGUUGCCGGUGCUCGUGGCAUUAGUCGAUGUGUUGGUGCCCAGUGUCUUGCUCUCUAAUUUUAUGUGCGUGAGCUGCCGCAGUUUCAAAGUGCAUUGGCGUCGAUACGCUUUCAAGAGCUCCUUGAUAGAUAUUCCUCUCGUUUCGGUCGUAAGAUCCCUCAUCAUUCUCUGUGUCUAUACCAUUUGUGAAGGCCCUGCUUUAUCCCAUGGUCCAUACCUUGGAACUGUGACUCUGUGUUCGUUACUCUCUGUUGUUCUUCUAUCAGUCAAAGUUUGUGUUUUCACUGUAAAUUCUCAAAUUGAAGUGGAAGCUUCAGCAACCAGCUCAAAACAGAGGCUCCACUUGAAGAAGUCAUGGGGAAUACCAGUCCUAUUUCUUUCGUCAGUUGUGUUGGCCCUUGGCCACACUGUGGUCGCUUAUAGAACCAGAUGCAGAGCUCGGAGAAAGCUCCUUCUUCACCGAGUUGACCCUGAAGCUGUCCUUUCAUGCAAACAUGUUUUUUCUGGUUAUCAAAAGGUCCCGCGUUCUCCCACUCCUUCUGGGGGAAGAACCCCAAAAAGUGACACUGAGAUGAAGAGGAGACCAUAUGCGACAGCUCGCGAGGAAGAACUGCCAGUCAGUCUGCUUGCAGAUUCGAACAGCUUGUUCAUUACAUGCCAAGGGCUAAGACUACAUUACAAGAUAAGCUUUCCUGGUUCUCCUCCACAUUCCUUGUCCUCGACAUCCUUCGUUGAACCAAAUUCUAGUUGCAGCUCUUCAUCAAUGUCUGGGGAUUUAGAAAACUUGAAUAGGCAUUUGCUUAGCAUGUCUCCCAAAAUGCAGAGACUACUCCACAGGAGCUAUAGCAUUCAAUUCCAUGGGUCAUCUCUACAUUCUCCUCUUUUGGAUGGUCCCAUGACUUCUUGUAUUCCGUCUGAAGAUAUCCAUUCUUUUUGCCUUGAUGGAAUUCAUGAAGAUGAUGAGACAAGUAAAUUGGAUUCUAUGUCUUUGGAGCAAAAUCCGGACGAUAUUGGGCCUAAUAGCCAAUUUGGUAUUGUAUUAGUGCAUGGAUUUGGUGGAGGAGUCUUCUCUUGGAGGCAUGUGAUGGGUUCUCUGGCUAGGCAAUGUAAAUGCUCAGUUGCUGCAUUUGACAGGCCAGGUUGGGGGCUAACUUCAAGGCAGCGUCCGGAAGAGUGGGAGGAAAAAAAUCUGCCUAAUCCUUAUAAGCUUGAAAGUCAGGUUGACUUGCUUGUCUCUUUCUGUUCCGAGAUUGGCUUUUCUUCAGUAGUGCUUAUCGGUCAUGAUGAUGGAGGGGUGCUUGCUCUGAAGGCUGCUCAGAAAGUUCAAUCAGCGAUGAGUUCUUCCAACGUUACCAUUAAAGGGGUAGUAUUACUAAACGUUAGCUUGUCAAGAGAAGUAGUUCCUUCCUUUGCAAGAAUCCUUCUCCAUACCUCACUUGGAAAGAAGCACUUGGUUCGUCCUCUUCUAAGAACAGAAAUCACUCAAGUGGUGAAUCGGCGUGCUUGGUACGAUACUACCAAGCUGACAUCAGAAGUUUUGACUCUCUAUAAGGCCCCAUUACGUGUAGAAGGAUGGGACGAAGCGCUUCAUGAGAUUGGCAAAUUGUCAUCUGAAACCAUACUUUCAACAAAAAACGCAGAAUCUUUGCUUCAAUCUGUGGAACACAUGCCCGUGUUGGUCAUUGCGGGUGCUGAAGAUUCCCUUGUUUCUCUCAAAUCUUGUCAAGCUAUGGCUUCAAAACUUGUAAAUUCUAGGCUAGUUGCAAUAUCUGGCUGUGGCCACCUUCCACAUGAGGAAUGUCCAAAGGCUUUGCUUGCAGCCAUAACACCUUUUAUCACUAGACUCUUGUCUGUAUCUGACUUGCAAGGCCAAUAAGGUUGUCCCUCUUUUUCA